This is a messenger RNA of Daphnia pulicaria, 1972 nucleotides long. RefSeq names its product ethanolamine-phosphate phospho-lyase-like. The coding region runs from base 164 to 1582 and encodes 472 amino acids. The record is from RefSeq and is a predicted model, not a curated record. Gene Ontology annotation, molecular function: pyridoxal phosphate binding; transaminase activity. The transcript is spliced from 12 exons. Lineage: Eukaryota; Metazoa; Arthropoda; Branchiopoda; Diplostraca; Daphniidae. Gene Ontology annotation, cellular component: mitochondrion.
AUGACGCGCUUCUGCUGUAACCAUGGUGACAUCCGUCUGAGGAUUCAUUUAAUUGCUGAGUUUUUUUUCGACGACCUACACGUCCUGUUUGCAUGACCUUCUUGGAUAAUUGUUAGCACGUACACCUUUUACUCUCUCCCUAUUUGAAUGCCGGUGAAUCAAAAUGCAAGGUCUUCAUCAGUUUUCAACGCCAUCUGACAAUUGGUGUCAGGUCCAUUUUGCCAACAGUGAAAUCAAAGUUGCAAGGGCCUCCAAACAAUACAUUUAUGAUGAUUUAGGAACUGAAUAUCUCGAUUGUGUUAGCAGUUCUGCUCAUGUUGGUCACUGCCAUCCACAUGUUGUUGCCGCAAGUCAAACUCAAAUGCAAAAGCUGUGGACCACUCAAGGAUUUCUAAAUGACACUUAUUCACUUUAUAUGAAAAAGCUGAUGGAUGUUCUUCCUGAGUCCCUUUCAGUUGUAUACCUCGUAAACUCAGGGUCUGAGGCUAACGAUCUCGCGUUGAGGCUUGGUCGUUUGUAUACUAAAAGAGACGAUGUAGCUAUCUUUGAGAGUAGCUACCAUGGAAAUAUAUCCAGUUUGGUGGAUGUAAGCAGCAAAUCAUUUAAGAGAUUGCCUCAAGGGAAGAAAGAAUUUGUUCACGUCAUUCCACUUCCGAAAUGUCAAAACAUCGAAGAUCAGACAGUCGAGAAUGAGCAAGCAAAUCAAGAAAAGUUUUGCGAAGAUGCCCAAAGGGUAAUUGAAAACGCUUCGAAAAAUGGACGAUCAAUUGGCAUCCUUUUGUCAGAAAUGGUCAUAUCAGCAGCUGGAUUGGUGAUACCACCUUUGGGCUACUUCAAAAACCUCUACCAGAUGAUUCGAAACCAAGGAGGUAUUUGCAUUGCAGAUGAAGUGCAGACAAGUUUAGGUCGCAUUGGAGGAGAUUUUUGGGCGUUCCAGUUGUAUGGUGUUGUACCAGAUAUUCUCACUUUUGGAAAAUCCAUAGGAAAUGGUUUUCCCAUUGCUGCUGUUGUAACAUCUCGAGAGAUCGCAAAUUGUUUGCCAGAGUAUAUGAAUACGUAUGGGGGAAAUCCUUUGGCGUGCGCAAUUGGUAAAGCAGUCUUGGAAGUGAUUGUCAACGAAAAGUUAAUGUAUUCAGCCAAAAUGGUUGGAAAAUCCCUUUUGGAAGGACUGAGAGGAUUGAUGUCGAAGCACCCAAGUAUCGGAGAUGUUCGUGGAAUGGGUCUUUGCGUCGGUGUGGAGGUAGUUUGUGGACGUCCAGAUAUGAAGCCUGCGACGAUUCUAGCUAAUCGCAUUCUUUAUAUGUUGAAGGAAGAAAAGGUGAUUGUUGCUACCCAAGGUGAAGAACGUAAUGUAAUCGCCCUAACUCCACCACUAUGCUUUACGUUGGACAAUGCCCGACGUGUCGUUGAAGCAUUCGAUAAGGCUUUCACGAAGGCCAACCAGAGUGAAGAGUCGGAACCAGUAAGGCCUAAUACGUCUUUUCUCGGACUGGAUAAUAUUCCGCUCAAUGUGAUGGGAGGUGACGAAGAAACAGAUACGUCUCCUGCUAAAAGACAGAGAACCUAUGAAGAAAUGGACUAAAGAUAGUUCAUGCGACUUUUUUCCCGUCUGUUUUAUAUAUUUGUGGCAAAAUCCUCAUAGUUUUAUAAGUUUUUGUUACUGCUCUGUUAACGUUCUCUAAAUCCUGCGUUUGUCCGUCGUAUUUCCAGCAUAUCCAAGAUAUCCCGACGGCGAUUAAGGGGGUGGUAUACAUGCAGUGCUUAAAUUCCUGAGAUUCUGGUCAAGGUUAUUAUAAAUUCAAAAUCUCAUAACUAAAGGUUAGGAGUUGUAUCUCAUUAUGUCUGGUCAUAACUGGAUUAGUUUAAAUUUUGGAGAGGAAAUAUCAUUGCGGGAUGUUUGUUUUUACUUUUUCAUUGUAAACAUUCUACAUUCAUUUAUAAAUUUUGGGACAAAUAUACGUUGUUAACCAAU